Molecule: messenger RNA, 1443 nt
Organism: Fraxinus pennsylvanica
Lineage: Eukaryota; Viridiplantae; Streptophyta; Magnoliopsida; Lamiales; Oleaceae
Source: the annotation of a GenBank genome assembly
AUGGGUUCAAUGAAAACCGCAAAACCUCAUGCAGUUUUAGUUCCAUAUCCAUCACAAGGUCAUGUCACCCCUAUGAUGAGACUUGCAAAGCUUUUGCAUUCAAGAGGUUUUUAUAUCACUUUUGUGAACACGGAAUAUAAUCACAGACGUUUGAUCCGAUCAAAAGGCCCUGAUUCUGUGAAGGGGUUGCCUGAUUUCAAGUUUGAGACCAUACCUGAUGGAAUGCCGCCGUCAGAUGAAGAUGCAACCCAAGAUGUUCCACUCCUGUGUGACACUACAAGGAAAACAUGUUUGUUGCCUUUCAAAGCCCUAUUGUCCAGGCUUAAUUCGUCACCUAACGCGCCUCGAGUUACGUGCAUUAUUUCAGAUGCACUGAUGAGCUUUGCCAUUAGGGCUGCUGAAGAUAUGGGGAUUCCAGAGGUUCAGUUCUGGACUGCUUCUGCUUGCUCCUUUAUAGGAUACUUGCAUUACCGAGAACUCAUCAAAAGAGGCAUUUUCCCUUUCCAAAAUGAUGACUACCUUACUGAUGGCACUCUUGACACCCCAAUUGAUUGGAUAACCGGUAUGAGCGAUAUUUGCCUCAAGGAUGUUCCUAGUUUUAUCCGAACAACUGAUCCCAACGACAUCAUGUUCGAUUUCUUGGGAGAAGAAGCACAGAAUUGUCUCAAAGCUCCUGCCAUAAUUUUCAAUACCUUCGAAUUUGAGCAAGAAGCCUUACACGCUGUAAUAUCCAAAUUCAAUUUCUCAAACAUUUACACAAUAGGGCCUCUUCCUCUACUUGGCAGGCAUUUCCCUGAAAGCAAAGCCAAGUCUCUAAACUCGAGUUUAUGGAAACCGGACUCAAAAGUUUUUGAAUGGCUGGACAGCAAAAAACCUGAGUCAGUUGUUUACGUGAAUUAUGGGAGCGUGACAACAAUGUCAGGCACUCAUUUUCAAGAAUUCGCGUGGGGGCUUGCAAACAGCAAGCAACCGUUUGUCUGGAUUGUGAGGCCGGAUGUUGUGAAAGGCGAAUCAGCAAUGUUGCCUGAAGAAUUUCACGAGGAGAUUAAGGAUAGAGGAUUGUUAAUAAGCUGGUGUGCACAGGAUCAGGUGUUGGAACACCCCGCUGUAGGUUCAUUCUUGACACAUUGUGGAUGGAAUUCUAUGAUGGAAAGCAUAUGUGCGGGUGUACCAGUGAUCUGCUGGCCUUUUUUUGCUGAUCAGCAAACAAAUUGUCACUAUUCGUGCUCAAAAUGGGGAAUUGGGAUGGAGAUCGAUCAUAAUGUGAAGCGCGAUGAAGUUGCGCCAUUGGUUAUGGAAAUUAUGGAAGGUGAGAAAGGUAAGAAAAUGAGAAUCAAGGCUAAGGAAUGGAAGAAAAUAGCACAAGAAGCUACGGAUGUUGGGGGACCAUCUUAUGUCAACUUUGAUAAGUUCAUUGAGGAAGCUCUACAUUUUCAAGAUUGA